Danio aesculapii is the source of this 5209-nucleotide messenger RNA. Its product is annotated as NACHT, LRR and PYD domains-containing protein 3-like. The transcript has 8 exons. Lineage: Eukaryota; Metazoa; Chordata; Actinopteri; Cypriniformes; Danionidae. Gene Ontology annotation, molecular function: protein binding. Bases 320 to 3316 code for a protein of 998 amino acids. The record is from RefSeq and is a predicted model, not a curated record.
GGACAGGACAACUGAGGAGGAGGUGCUGGUGUCAGCUUUACAGCAUUCUGGAGUUUCCACUGGAGGAAGUAGUCAUAUAAUCAGUGUUAAUGCAGACCAUAAUCCUCUUUUAAUCAGAAUCUGAUGAUGAUGAAGAACAGACUUUGAAGAUCCAGUAAAGGUUUUGAACAUGACGCAGCUUUCGAGAGAUGAUUGUGCUCUAGAGUAAACAAAUACAAAUAAGUGCAAGAGUUUUCAGAUCUGUUGUUCAACUCAACAGUUCAGCGGAGGAACAGAAAAAUCUGCAGGCAUUAUUUGAGCUGUGAAUAGGUGAAGCACCAUGGCGAAUGUUAAACUGCUGCUCGACGACUCACUGAAUGGACUGUUAGAAGCUGAACUAAAGAAGUUUCAGUGGUGCUUAGUGAAUGACCAUGGAGAUAUUUCAAAAGCAGAAAUGGAGAAUGCAGACAGCAUGAAGACAGUGGAUAAGUUGGUGUCAUGUUUUGGACCAGAAAGAGCUGUGAAGAUCACAGUGGACAUCCUGAGGAAAAUAAAGCAGAAUGAAUUGGCUGAAAAGCUGGAGAAUUCAGAGAAGCAAGGUACAGCUUCAGAGAACUGUAAAUCCCCUCCUGUUGAUUACACAAACACCAGCCGUGAACUAAAGGAGAAGUUAAAGAAGGAAUAUAAGCAGAUAUUAAUUGGUAAUUCACAGAAGGGUCAUCGGAAGCCUCUGGAUGAUAUUUACACUGAUCUAUAUGUGGUGGAGAACGAAACUGGAGGAAGAGAGAAUGACCAUGAGGUGAUACAAAUAGAGUCAAAACACAACCAACAGACAGCCAAGGAUAAACCACUCAAGUGUAAUGACAUGUUUAAAGUUCAGCCUGACACCGAACAAAAGAGAAGAGUCCUGACACUGGGGAUCUCAGGAGUGGGAAAAACUGUCUCUGUCAAUAAAUUCAUCCUUGACUGGGCUGAAGAAAAAGACAAUCAGGAAAUAGUCUUCAUAUUUCCACUGCCGUUCCGUACACUGAAUCUGAUUAAAAAAGAAAAGUACAGUCUCAUAGGUCUGCUUAACAAGUACUUCUUUAGUAGACCAGGAGGACUGAGCUCUCUUCCUGAAGAACAAGGUAAGGUCAUGUUCAUCUUUGAUGGGCUGGAUGAAUAUUGCUUUGAAUUGAACUUUAAAGAGGUGGAUGGAUUUACAGAUGUUCAUGAGGAAAUGACAGUGAGUAAGAUAGUAACAAAUCUCUUAAAGAGUGAGCUUGUGCCCUCUUCCCUCAUCUGGAUCACAUCCAGACCAGCAGCAGCCAGUCUGAUAGACCGAAACUACAUUGAUCAGGUGACUGAGGUGCGAGGAUUCAAUGAUGAGCAGAAGGAGCAGUACUUCAUCAAAAACAGCAGUCCUGAGAUUGCUGGAAACAUCAUCGGCCACAUCAGGAAAUCCAAGAGUCUGUAUAUCAUGUGCCACAUCCCCGUCUUCUGCUGGAUCUCUCUCACUGUUCUUCUGCCUUUGCUGGGUCAAGAGAGCAAUGACAAAACACCCACAACUCUCACAGAGAUGUACACCAACUUCUUACUGUCUCAAAAGCAACAGAUGAAAGAAAAAUACAGCAGCAAUUCUGAACCUGAAGCCAAUGCCAGGUCUUUUGAUGACAUUGUUCUGAAGCUUGGGGAACUGGCCUUUAAACAGCUGGAGGAAGGAAAACUGAUUUUCUACAAAACAGAUCUGCAGAAGUGUGGCCUAGAUGUCAAGGAAGGGUCUGUGUUCUCUGGAUUAUGUACUCGAAUGUUUCAGGAGGAAAACCCCUUUUCAGGGGAACAGGUUUACAGUUUUGUACAUCUCAGCGUUCAGGAGUUCAUUGCUGCUCUCUAUGUGUUUUUCACUUACAAAGACAAGAAAGCAAAUCCAUUUCUUGAUUCCAGGAAAAAUGAACUGACACGGAAACAGUCUACAAAGACCCUGUUUCAACUUCAUAAGGAUGCAGUCAAGAAGACUUUACAAAGCAAGAACGGACACCUGGACCUUUUCCUCCGGUUCCUGCUGGGUCUUUCACUGGAGUCUAAUCAGAGUAACCUGAAGCAGCUCCUGCCAGGACUGAUGCUUAAAACUGACAAGAUCAAAGACACGACUGACUAUAUUAAAAAGAAAAUAGAGAAGACGAAAUCAGCAGAGAGGACCAUCAACCUCUUCCACUGUCUGAAUGAAUUGAAAGAUAACUUUGUGGAGGAACUCCAGAAGAGUCUGAGCUCAGGAAAUCUUACAGCACAGAAUCUUUCCUCUGCUCAGUGGUCGGGUCUGGUGUUUGUGCUCCUGAUGUCAGAAGAAACUCAAGAGAAGUUUGAACUGCAGAAAUACAGAAGGUCUGAUGAAGCACUGAUGAGGCUGAUACCAGUGGUCAAAAACACCAGUAGAGCACUGCUACAGGGCUGUAAUCUCGGUGUUCGGUGCUGUGAGAGUUUGUCUUCAGCUCUACAAUCGUCAAACUGUGUCCUGAGAGAGCUGGACCUGAGUAACAAUGACCUGCAGGAUUCAGGAGUGAAGCUUCUCUCUGAUGGACUGAAGAGUCUAAACUGUAAACUGGAGAUACUGAGAUUGUCUGGCUGUAUGGUGACAGAGGAAGGCUGUGGUUUUCUGUCUUCAGCUCUGAAUUCAAACCCCUCACACCUGAGAGAGCUGGAUCUGAGCUACAAUCAUCCAGGAGAUUCAGGAGUCAAGCUGCUCUCUGAACAACUGGAGGAUCCAAACUACACACUGGACAAACUCAAUCUGGAUCAUGGAGGAGAGACGAGGAUUACAGCAGGACCAUGCAAAUAUGCCUGUCUUCUCACACUGGAUCCAAACACAGCAAACACUGAACUCAUCCUGUCUGAGGAGAACAGAGAGGUGAAGCGUGUGAGAGAGAAACAGUCGUAUCCUGAUCAUCCAGACCGAUUUGAUGUUCAUCCUCAGGUUUUGUGCAGAGAGAGUGUGUGUGGACGCUGUUACUGGGAGAUUGACUGGAGUGGAGGUGUUGUGGAAAUAUCAGUGUUAUAUAAGAGCAUCAGGAGGAAUGGAAAUGGUGUUGAGUGUGUGUUUGGAUGUAAUGCUCAGUCCUGGAGUUUGCGCUUUGAUUCCUCCAGUUUCACAUUCAAACACAAUAACAUACACACUGGUCUCCCAGUAAAGCCGCUCAGCAGGAGAAUAGGGGUGUUUGUGGAUCACAGUGCAGGAACUCUGAUCUUCUACAACAUCUAUAGAGACACAAUGAGGGUCAUCCACUCAGUCCAGACCACAUUCACUGAGGCGCUCUGGCCUGGGUUUAUGGUUUAUUCUGGAUCAUCAGUGAAACUGUGCUAAAGACUGAGGAGAGAUUUACCCAGCAUCCUCUGCAGAAGCAGUCAGCUGCAGCAUGUGUGUGUGUGUAUAAGUGUUGUAAUGUAAAACCAUUCACUAAUUCACAAUAAAAUAUUCAAUAAAUAAAUAAAGUUUCAAUAACAAAGCAUAUAUGUCCACCCUGUCAAAGAAAGAUUUGUAACAGGAUGGACAAAUGACAAGGAGGACAUUUUUGGCUAAAGAUAGCAUUCAACACAGGUUUUACCUGCAGCUGUAAAGUGUUUCCCUAUUUAAGGUCUUUGUACACGGUUUAAAAGCUAUAUUUUUCAUUUCUGAAAGUUUUUAUAAAAAUUAAUAUUUCACUAUGACAGUUAAGCUUGACAACAUUCAUUUUCAAACAAUAUGAGGAAAAAUACGAAACAUUUACUUUGUGCACAGCAGAUGAUUAAACCUCCUCUGAAGAAAAGCAAAAUGGGCACGGGGAUGCCAAUGUGUACAUCAGAGGGUUUCUUAAAGGGGCCACAUCAUGACAGGGUGGACAGCAAUUUCAAGGACACGUGCAAAAUGAUUAAUAAUGUUAUGAAAACAAAAUCAAAGUUAUUAAAAUGACUUUUUUUGUCAAAUAACUUGUUAAAUAUAAUAAGAAUAUUUAAAAAAAUCUUUUUAAUUUGAACUAAUUUACCUACUUUUUAGACUCACUGAAGUUGUCUGAGCAGUGUGUGGGACAUGGCAAAAUCACAUCUAUUCAAUGAAAGAAUAUGGCAAAAACAGACAAAAACACAUUUCAAAACACUUAUAAUUUUACCUGCAUGUGUAUAAAAGUUUAACCAAUUAUAUUAAAACAUCAGAGUUUCAUUAUUGCGCAUUAUGUUCAUAUAGGACUGAUGCAAUCUUGUGGGACAUCAAAGACACUUUAUAGUGAUAAUGACCCAGCUAGUGAAACUAAAUCAUGUAGUAGUAAUGGGUGCUUUUUACUUAAAGGGCACCUAUUUUACCCCCUUUUCAAGAUUUAAGAAAAGUCUUUUGUGUCCCCAGAAUGUGUCUGUUUAGUUUUAGCUCAAAAUACCCAUCAGAUUAUUUGUUUAGAAUGUUGAGAUUUUCUGCUUUAAACACUUAGACUUAGUGGAUUAAAAAUACUUUGUCAAAAUUAUCUUAAAAUGUUUAGAGUAAAGGUUUUGAUCAGCUCCAAAUACUGAAUAUAUGUUUGUGAGAAAUUGGAAAACGAGAGAGAAAUGUAUCAAUAAGUCAUGACUGCAACAUUAAUUGGCAAAAAAAACUAAACAAAAAAAGACUUAUUUUGGCGUGGCGUGUGACGUCAUAAGGCUGCGCCGCUCUUGCAAUGGGAUUCGACAGGAGAAAGGUUUGUUUUAAAGCGUUUACCUAAAUAUAAACCGAUUGAUUAAAGUUUCAGUUUUUUUUCCGAUGCUAAAUUAUGUACCUGCUGUUAACGAUAUUGUUUUAACCCUUUAUACAAUGUAGUACUUUUUUUACUCAAAGUAAUAAAGAGUUAUUGUUUGAAUAAAGCAACAGAAAUGUGUGUAAUAAGUGUUUUAAUGAAGGUUUAGUUGAUAAAAUAGCUUAAUGUCAUUCCAUUCUAAGUAUACAUCACUAUAUAAGAAAUGGAGUCUGUUAAACAUAGCAAGAACACACCUUUGUGAAUACUAGAAGCUUAACACAAUUACUCACUCCCUUGGUUACAUGCACAAUUUCUCCAGUCUCCUGGUCCACACUGGAAAUACAGAAAGCCUCAACAAAUGCAGCCCAACCAUUAACAAUAAUGCACACUAGCAAACAACUCCUACCUUUCCUCAGACCAAACGACACGCCGGAACAACGUCACCCAAGCUUCCCCCUGACGUAUGGUUUAAAGCUCAGUGCAACGGUGUAUUAUAUGCCUCAAAGUAGUUAGGGGUACAC